CUAUAGCAAACAGGUAAUACGUGGUGGCAAAUUAUUUCGAUUCGAUUCGACUCGCCUCGGCGAGCCAGUGGACGCCAGCCUUUAUUAAAAUUCAUUACCAUGGCAACAGAAUAGGCAACAAGGACAACAAUAAACACAACAAAACAAUGUCAUUUCUUAAAAAUAGUAAAAAGUCGUGAAUAAUUAUUUUACAAAGUUAACUUAAGUUUGUUUUAUAAGAAUGAAGGCGAUAGACACGAUACUGUUCGAUAUUUCCAAAAAUGAACUCUUCAAAAUCAAUGAGAAUUUCAAAAUGCUGCAUCGGAAGUUAAAGAGCGCUUGGAAGGUCAUGAUAAAUCGGGAAGAAAUAUCUCCUCACAUACUCCAAGAUGUAAAGAUCUUGGUGAUACCAGGACCGCAGAAUGCAUUUACAGAUGACGAGCUCGCGGCGCUGAAAAGUGUGGUAGAAAGAGGAGACUCUGUGUUGGUGAUGAUGACAGAUGGGGGAGAGGAACGUAUGAACACUAAUAUAAACUUCUUCCUCGAAGAGUAUGGAAUUGUUGUUAAUAAUGAUUGUGUAGUCCGAGCUAAGUAUCACAGAUUCUACCACCCUAAAGAGUGUCAUAUAUCUAAUGGCAUCCUCAAUCGAGCGGUGCUGAAGUACAUUAUGAAGAUGCCAAAUUAUAUCAGCGAAUCUGAUGACUUUCUAGAAGACCCGCCAACACCAAAUUUUGUCUAUCCCUAUGGCGCAACAUUGACGGUAAAAAAACCCUCUGCAGCAAUGUUUUCAAGCAGUGACGUUUGCUAUCCUGUGAAACGACCAGUUGCAGCUAUGUACAUCUCAGAAAAAAGUGGAGGAAAGCUCUUCGUCAUCGGAUCUGGGCAUUUCUUCGCGGAUCAGUAUUUAGAUAGCGAAUGCAACGACCUUAUUCGUGAAAUGAUUUUCAAUUAUCUUGGAGGCGUCACUGACUUUCAUCUGAAUGCCAUCGAUGUUGAGGACCCUGAUAUCAACGAAUACCGAACUCUGGGGGACACUCUAUGGCUUAGCUCGGUACUACUGCCAGAGCCAGCCAGCGCACCGCCUCCUCGCCUUGCACCCUUACAUCCCCACGCUCUUUUCACCUGGACACUGUUCUCGCUCAAUCUUUCUCAUUUGCCUGAAGUGCUGGGAUUAUAUGAAGAGCUUGGCGUAAAACAUGAGCCGCUAAGGCUGAUAGCUCCACAGUUCGAAACACCUUUUCCACCACUGCAGCUAGCUGUUUUCGCGCCAACUUUCAGGGAUCCCCCUCCGCCGCCAUUAGAGCUCUUCGAUCUGGACGAAGCGUUCAGCUCAGAGCGGUCGCAGCUCGCGAGGCUAGCUAACAAAUGUCUACAGCCUCUGAACGCUAGGAUGGGACAAGGUGACGGCAGACUAGAAAACGAGCUGGAAUAUUUCGUCCGAGAAUGCGGUCGCGCAGUCAGACUGUCUCGAGCUGUAACCACCGACGACGCGCCCGCUGGCAAGCACAUCCUGCACCAGCUCGCCGUACAGCUUGCUACCUUCAAGAAGAUCGCACCGCGAGAUUGAAAUAAAACCUUCAAAUGAAUAUCAUUUAUUCAGACACAAUACUAAACAUAAUAAGUCUAAAAACUAAAUAAAAUGAAAAAUUAAUGCCUGAAAAAUUGUGCGUUAUCGCGAUUCCGAUCGAGAAUAUAUUGAUGGUAUUGACAGGCAACAGGGUUGUGGCGACCUUGUCAAUACCAUCAAUAUUGAUGUUUUUUGAAAUUCUCAAGACGCUGAACUUGAAGUUCAGUAAUAGAUUACGUCAUGAACUGGUUGAGUACUUAGUUUUAAAGUUUAUAC
Maniola jurtina (meadow brown) is the source of this 1822-nucleotide messenger RNA. RefSeq names its product intraflagellar transport protein 52 homolog (gene IFT52). The transcript has 9 exons. Lineage: Eukaryota; Metazoa; Arthropoda; Insecta; Lepidoptera; Nymphalidae. Gene Ontology annotation, cellular component: intraciliary transport particle B; cilium; centriole. Bases 221 to 1546 code for a protein of 441 amino acids. The record is from RefSeq and is a predicted model, not a curated record. Gene Ontology annotation, biological process: cilium assembly; intraciliary transport.